Molecule: messenger RNA, 4105 nt
Organism: Bombina bombina (fire-bellied toad)
Lineage: Eukaryota; Metazoa; Chordata; Amphibia; Anura; Bombinatoridae
Exons: 22
Coding region: 120-3944 (1274 amino acids)
Biological process (GO): protein phosphorylation
Molecular function (GO): ATP binding; protein tyrosine kinase activity
Source: RefSeq, a predicted model, not a curated record
CUUGCAACAAGGAAGCUCUAUGACCCAGUUGGCUGUGCGCUAUAAGAGUUGGGGCAGGUUGCGUCUAGUUAUUAUGAUUCAGAAGAUGAUCCUACUCUGUAGCACAAGAAUAAACUGGAAUGAAAAGAACGCAAUCUAUGGAGGAGGAAAGCGACACAGGUCUCUGCAGGGACUGUGGAGAGAAGAAAACCGGUGAUAUCACAUUUCACGCUUUGUAUUGCUACGACGUGUAUGUUGUGUCACCACCGUGUCCUCAGAACGGACGGCAACGCUAUAUCGAUGAUUACCUAGCUGAAAAUAUUGUAAAACCCCUGGAGCAGGCUGGAUUUAAUUGUUACCAUGGUAGCAGAAACAUGACUGGUGGAGACAUUAUCUUGUCGGCCUUCUUUAACCCCGUCACCAUUAUUCCUACAAUCAUUAUCCCAAUCUACAAGGAUCAAGAAUUUGCAUGUCACCGGAAUUUCCUGUUUCACCCACAGCUCUUCAAAAGAUUUGUGCUGCUUUUGUUUGAUUCCAGCAAACUGACUCCUCAUAAUCUUAUAGAAAGUUGCUAUUCACUGAAAGCAAAUGACUCAAACUUGUUGCCGAAAAUUAUAAAUACGAUACAUAGAAACUGCAAGAAUUUCUCCCUACAUCAAAGAAAAGCACUGUACGAGGAAAAGGAAAUAGAUAUAGAUUCUACAGUAUCCUCAUCUUCCUCUGAAGCUUUCCGACAAAAUCAUUUUUUGAGAUCAGACAACAUAAGAAGAUCGGUUAUGAUAAGAAACAUGGAGAGAACAUUAGGCUCUUAUGAGUCAUCAGUGUCCAGUGAAUCUGAAUUUCUUAGACGCAAUUUGAUCUGGCGAGCGGAUCACCUGAGAUCUCUCCAGCAAACACAGUGUGACGAGACUACAGUAGCAUCUGCUGAAUCAGACUUUCUGAGACCCAUGUCUUUGCGAUGUCUAAAAUCCAUGACAUCACCGGAUGAGUUGCUUAGAUACUGUGACUACUCGGAUGAAAAAGUCAGGUUAUUUGCUGCAAAAAUGCUGACUAAGCACAUCCAGAAGAACUUUACAACGUUUUCAAGGAAAACACAUUUGCAGAGAUUUGAAAAAAUCAUCAGGUCAGAGAUUGAGAAAGAAUACUCUGAAAACAAUGAGUUUGAGAAACUUUACUUUUUCAUAAUGGGAACAAUCUUCAUUCGAAUAUACAAAUGCAACGAUAGUGAACUCAAGUCUCAUAUGAAGUCUUUACCUGCUAUAAGAUACAAAGCAAGACCAGACGUAUUCGCCAAACUUCCCCAAAAAAAUUAUCAGGAACUCACAGACACACUUCUUGCUAAAAUAAAAAAGACCUGGUCUAAGCGCUGGGUCAGCAACGCACUUCGUAUAAAGAAGCUGGAGUUUUGCCUGUCCUUCCUGGAUCACAAAGGGGGCCAAGAUGUGAAUAGUGACAAUGUGCAGAAGCUGGAGACAUAUUUAACAGACCUCUCCUGGGAUUUAAGAUACAUAGUUCUGCUUACUUUAGCAGAAAAGAUGUGUGAGAAUAAUAUGAUGGGCUUCCUUGUGCUGUUAUUGGAUUACAUCUCUAGAUUCCAAACAACUAAAUACAAGGAGAUCCUACUUGAUGUGAUUGCUGCAGCUACUGAUCAUAUUCAGGAACAUUACACAACAGAUAAUGUGAGUAACUUUUUAAGUCUUGUUGAAGGAAGAUGGAAUUUGCUUCACAAAUUUUUAAAGAAGAGGAAAGAUCUGCUGAAAAAACUGAAGGCUUGUUUCCUAAAGCUUGUGUAUCACCCUUUAAGUGAUAUCCGGAAUAGUAUCGCUCUGUUGCUGUUUGUAAAAAAACGCAGUGGCUUUGAGGUUGGCACGCUGGGCAGUGCAUGCAUUACAGUUGAUAAAAACCUUGUUCAGAAAUGCAUCCGGGAAACACUUUCUAAUGACCACCCAGAUAUGUCUUUUAAAGGUGAAGUGCAAAUGUCUCAAAAUGCUUUUAUCUUUAAUGUGCAAACUCCGGAUGGUGAAGCCUUGGUCUAUGCACUUAAGCAAAAUACAUUAAAUCAUGUUCUGCAAACAAACUCUACAGAUGAUGCUCUACAGAGUUUUCAAGAAAUGCGUAAAGCAGUAGCGCUCUGCCAGGGCAGCGACUGUAUCGCCAAACUGCAGAACAUUCAUUCAAAUGGAACUCUUCCGUUUUUUGUGCUGGAACAUGGUCAACCAUUAUUACACUUUCUGCAUCAGAAACUUAACAGGCUCACUUGGGCACACGUCUUGGAUAUUCUCAUUGAUGUAACUAAAGCAGUUGACUACUGUCAUGAUAAGUCAGUUGUCUUACGUGACAUCACUCCAGACAGCUUUGUAGUGAUCCACAAAACCCAUGGAGGGUUUCAGAUAAAGCUCUCAGGCUUCCUAUAUGCUAAGCACCUCCAGCAAGAGGACUCGGCCAGUGAUGUGAGGAAUUACGUACAGGAUAAUAACAUACUCACAUACCAAGGUGAUAGUAAUGAGGCCAUUGCAGCAUAUUUCAGCGCUCCUGAGUCAUUUAAGAAUAAAACUUUCUCUUGGGACACAGAGGCUUGGAUGCUCGCUGCUACAAUCUAUUCCAUCCUGCUGUAUGGCAAGCAGCCGUUCCAAGACCUGGCACAUCUCAAUGUCGUCCAGUUUGUCAGUGAGAUUAUAUCAGGUCACACAGCAAAAAUUCCAGACUCCAUUCCACUGGAUUUGUGGAAAAUUGUGUCAGGGAGUCUGUCCCAUAAUCCUUCUAACCGCAUGUCAAUAAAGAGGUUGCUCAGGGAGCUAACGAAGUACAAAUCCACUCUGGGGAGAGGAAAAGAAGCAGUGCAUUGUGUGACACCGAUGUGUAAAUGCAAAGACAUCUAUCCUCAGGAUAUACUGCGGGGUUAUGCGGAUGUAAAUGGCAAAUUCAUAAAGGAAGAAAUAAAGGAAUUAACUGAAGGCAGCACUAUAACAGAUGCAUCUUUGCUGGAAAACAGUGUUUACGAGACGGUGUCAGUCACCAUGAGUCUGACUCUGCGCCGGCAGCUGAAAGCAUUACAUUGCAGUAGCUUAUUAAGGGUUGAGAAGAUCAUGAUGGAUUGUAACGUAACCAAACUUGUUUCCUAUCCCCUUGAUCAGGGCUUUCAUACAUUAGAUAGAAUCUCUGUCGGUACCAACUGGGACACGAUGAUGUUUUUCUUUGAAGAGAUAACAUCCGCUCUGCAAUAUCUACACAGGCAAGAUCUCCUUCACUGUGAUUUGCGCUGCAGCCAUAUCUACGUCAAUGAAGACCUGCGUAUCAUAAAAGUCUCCCAUCUUGGAAGAGCAGCGUCGCUGAGAGGCAGAAAGGACCAUCCCUACGUCUUCAAAACGAUGCCACAUGGAGCAGAUAAAUGGUCCGCUCCGGAGGUCAGAGUCAGUGGCAUGUAUUCCCAGGAGUCUGAUGUUUUUAGCCUGGCAGUCGUUAUAUGGGAAGCGAUCAGCACUCAGAGUAUCUCUAUCUACAGCAUUUAUCUCUUACCGCCAUUCGCUGAGUGCAGCAAUAAAAUGGAAUCAUAUGCAGAGUCCAUGAACCUGACAGAUGUGUCAGGAGAUUGUAUAUUUGAGCUAAGUAAAUGUCUGCAGAAAUGUCUCAACCCCAACCCAAGCAAGCGGCCCUCCCUGGACUACAUGUUGGGAGCCAUCCAGAAGCUGAGGCAACCAAACGGGAAUCCUACAGAAGAAUGUUCGGGUUACGAUGAAGUUACCUAUGAGACAGAUACAGAUGAAAGUAAAUAUGAGACCAUAGUAGAUUUCCCUAGUUCAGAAUUCUGUCUGCUUUAUGCUUGGAGAGAUGUUGUUUAUGAACUGGAAUCAGCAAACAAAGAAAAAACAAUUGCAACAGUUAGAGAUUAUGAAGACAUCUAUGGAGUGUACAACAUACCGGUUCAAAGAAAAAUACCCAAGAGGAAGGCGAGCAAACUUCUGUAACGCUAAUUGGCAUUGGCUGUGUCACAUUUAUUGUAAAAUAGUUUAUUUAUAUGAAGCACGGUGUGAACCUAUAGCCAAAAGAACUGCUAUAAACAUAGCUCACAAAGGGACAGUGUAAUCUGAUAUUCAACAUAAAGUUGUGAAAUAAACUGUGAUUUUUA